Messenger RNA from Coregonus clupeaformis (lake whitefish), 726 nucleotides. It is a transcript of the gene ch25hl1.1, whose product is annotated as cholesterol 25-hydroxylase like 1, tandem duplicate 1. Gene Ontology annotation, molecular function: iron ion binding; oxidoreductase activity. NCBI's taxonomy places the organism in Eukaryota, Metazoa, Chordata, Actinopteri, Salmoniformes, Salmonidae. Gene Ontology annotation, biological process: lipid biosynthetic process. The record is from RefSeq and is a predicted model, not a curated record.
AUGUCUUCUCUCUGCACAUUACAGGCAUCCAGAGUAACCCAGAUGUUGAACAUCAGCGAGGUUCAGUUGCCUUUGCAGCUUCCUACAUCCUCCAGAUCCUCAGACAGGCUUCUGCAGCCUCUAUGGGACUAUUUCAUUUUCAACCACUACUCCCUCAUCUCCUCUCCCUUCUUUCCUGUCAUACUCUGCUUCUCCAGUUACUUCUUCUCCAGUCGCCUUAUACUAGACCUCCUGGGAGAUACGGUCCACUCCAUUCACCACUACAAGAUCCAGCAAGAGAGACGUCCAACCAUGAGGAUGAUGUCAAAGAGUAUCGGAAGGGCUGUGUAUAACCACUUUGUUCUGCCUGCUGUGCUGAUUCAAACUUGCUUUAUGCCUUCAGUGGUGCUGCCUACCAGUGCUCCAACUGUGGUAGAGGUGCUCAUUGAUGGACUUGCUGCCCUUCUUUUUGACACGCAGUACUAUAUGUGGCACUUUGUGCACCACAAGCAUCCACAACUGUAUCGGUGGGUUCAUGCCAUCCACCACGAAUACAUGGCAGCCUUCUCCUGGAACACCCAGCAACUCAGCAUUCCAGAACUGAUAACAGUGGGAUUCUGGAGCAACCUGGACCCCAUCCUGCUGAAAUGCCACCCUUUUACUACCUGGUGCGUCACCAUCUUCAGUAUCUGGAUGUCAGUGGAGGACCACAUAGGCCAGGGUUCUUCAAUUCCGGGGUCAAGUUGA